Xenopus laevis (African clawed frog) is the source of this 1520-nucleotide messenger RNA. RefSeq names its product fibroblast growth factor binding protein 2 S homeolog (gene fgfbp2.S). The record is from RefSeq and is a predicted model, not a curated record. Lineage: Eukaryota; Metazoa; Chordata; Amphibia; Anura; Pipidae. Gene Ontology annotation, molecular function: growth factor binding. Gene Ontology annotation, cellular component: extracellular region. Gene Ontology annotation, biological process: cell-cell signaling. Bases 498 to 1109 code for a protein of 203 amino acids. The transcript is spliced from 2 exons.
UAGAUUGUGAGUUCCAUUGCGCCAGGAGCAAAAUGCUGCAAAUAUAUUGCCAGUAUACAAAUGAAGAAUGGUUGGUAAGAUUAUAUUUAGGCAAUCAGACUAGAACACAUUUUAUCUAUGGGAAUUUCACCUUUACAUUUUUCAUAACAGAUGAUUUUAGGGUUCAGUUGUGAAUUCUAAAACCAAUAUGAGUACAGACAGAAGCAGGGAGAAAGAAUUGUUACUCGUAUGAUGGGCCAUGAAUGCAGCUGGGAGUCACCUGAAACUUGUAUGAAAAAUAGUACAGUUACCACGUUAUAUAUAUUCUUGAAGUUAUCCUGCAGAAUUGAACAAGAUGUGUCUUGUCACAAAACUAUGAGAUCACAUUGGGUCAUUAGGCACCGCUUUGAGCUACGUAUAAAUUACAGGCACAUUCUUGCUUUGGACGAGAAUUGUUUUUCCCCUAUACCUUUUCAGAACCUGAGACGUUAUUGGGCAUCAGCAGCGAGUUGUCCUUUAUGACUUCUCUCCAGUUCCAGGAUCUAAAUCUAAACAUGAAGCUGAGUGUCCUCCUUUCAGCAGUGGCCGUGUUCUGCAUUGGAACCCUGGCACAGAACUCCGAAAGUGGAGAAAGGCUACCAUUCCAGAGCAAAGGCAAGGAUGCUUGUGUCAUGAGCCCCAACGGCCAAGGUGAAAUCCGCUUAAAAAUUGAGUGCAAAAACCAAGGCAAGUCAUACUCGUGUGAAUUUGCUGGGAAACCAUCUUACUGCCGCGCCUACAACAGAGAUAAAACUGGAUUCUGGAAAAAGCUAAGUGAGGAUCUAUCAAAAGUAACCAAUCCAUGCGAUGCACAGGUCAUUAAGCACAGCCUGUGCCCCAAAGCCCCUUCUCAGUCUCAGCUCCGACAAGUUCAUGGAAGCCCACAAUCUGAUACAUCUAAACCUGAAGUAAAGCCACCGGCACCGCAGAAGACAACAACGAAAAAGCCUCCAGUGACCAAGAAACCUGCUGCACCCAAGAAACCGGUAGAAGAACCAGAGAAUCCCAAAGCAAUGAAGGUUGCAAAGGAACGCUGCUGGUGGUACUUCCAAAAAUUCUGCUCCUACAUGAUAGAGAUAUUUAUGAGCUAAAGGGGGUGCCCAGGUCACUAUCGGAAUUGCUCUUUCCGUGCUCAUUUCAUGUUAGCGUGAGACUGUCCGUGUAAAUACCAGACAUCUUUAUCGUCCAUUCUUACAGAAAAAGCCGAGCUGGGACUGAAGUUUUUUAUUUUGCUUUGGAACCCCCCACAUUCUCCAGUGGAGCUGCUGUACAUAACAAACCUGAACUCUCUGUCCUCAUACACAGCUGCUACACAAUUCUGGGAUAUUCAUGUGCUUUUUUUCAUAGAUAUAUUUUACAAAAUGUUAAACAAAAUGCGUAUUUAUAGCAGAGAGAGUCUCCUCAUCAGUUCUAUGUUUUGUUUAAUAAUAAAUGCCAUAAAACAGUUCUGAAAACUUGUUUCUUACAUUGCUUUGAUAAAUAUGUAUUUUUUUACUUGAAAA